UUGCAUUUAGUUUAGUCCGCAACGCGCCGUUUGACCGAACGGACGUGUAUACGCGCGCAAAUACGUUGGGAAAUAAUAUCGUUGUUUAUUUAUUUAUCUUCAAUUGCAUAUCUUUUAAAUUAAUUUGUGAUUAACAAUUUUCUGAACUUAAUUUGUGACUAGUUACUAUUUACUGAACAAUAAUCAACAUUCAUGAACUGUGAUCGUGUUUUUGACCGUUUCAAACAAUAACAAAACGGUAGAAAAUAUUGUGCGAGACAAGUCGAAAUGAGCGGAUUGACCAACAGAGUUAAAAGAGGAUCGAGGGGUAGUGCAACUCUGCUCGAAGCAGCAAACAGGAUUUUGCGGUUACUUGGCGUCAGCUCUACUAAGCGCGGGAAACAGCCCUCGCCCAAAUCUAAGAUCAACGAUCGAGCAUCUAGUGAGUUACGGGCCCCAAUUGCUGCGGCCGAAACCAUAGUAGAGACACCGAUCAAGAUGCAAGCAGCUCCUGCGCCCGCACCGGCCACGCCGGCGCCGGCGUCUGCCGCACCCGUUGCACCUGCCUCAUCACCGGCUCCCAGCCAGGCGCAAAAGCCCACCAAGCGAACUGCUAAGGACUAUAUUUUUGGCAAAUUAAUCGGCGAGGGCUGUUACAGCACCGUGUUUCUUGCAAAGGAUAUUCACAGUGGAAAGGAAUAUGCAAUUAAAGUGUGUGAAAAACUUCACAUCAUUCGAAAGAAGAAAAGAGAGUACAUUAAACGCGAGAAAGACGCCUUAAACAUGUUGUUCAAUGUACCUCAUGGUUUCGUGAAACUUUACUGCACAUUUCAAGAUGAAGAAAGGCUUUACUUCGUCUUAUCCUUUGCAAAAAAUGGCGAAUUGUUAUCUUACAUUAAUCAAGUUGGCUCUUUUGAGCUUAACGUAGCAAAAUUUUAUGCGGCUGAGUUGUUGAUGGCCUUAGAAAAAAUGCACGCAAAAGGAAUAAUUCACCGUGACUUAAAACCGGAAAAUAUAUUAUUAGAUGAAAAUAUGCACUUGCAAAUUGCCGAUUUUGGAACGGCUAAAAUUCUGGAGCCUGAAGAAAUUCGUGCUUCACCAAACAAUGCUGAUAAUGACGCCCAAAAUGAACGAUCUAGAAAAAUUAGUUUCGUUGGAACACCACAGUAUGUAAGUCCAGAAUUAUUACAUGACUGUGUAGACACCCGUGCCUCAGACCUGUGGGCGUUGGGAUGCAUCAUUUACCAAAUGAUUUCGGGUUUGCCUCCGUUCCGCGCAGCUACGGAGUUCCUCACUUUUCAAAAAAUUCUCAAGAUGGACUUUGAAUUCCCAGAAGGAUUUCCGGCUGAUGCUAAAGACCUUGUGGAAAAACUGUUGGUACUAGACCAUACUAAGAGACUUGGCGCUAAUGAUAAGGGAGAAACUUAUGAUAGUAUUCGCAAUCAUCCAUUUUUCGCCGGAAUUGACUGGGAUAGCGUGUGGGAACAGACGCCACCCACUAUUAGCCCGUAUUUGCCCGGUGGUUCGUUUGAAGAAGAAUACAAUGUGCCAGAUCAUCUUGAACCCGGAUUGGGCAAUAAGCAACUCGUGAGACUGUGGGAAUUCGACUUAUCUACCUCUAAAGGAAUCUUAAACAUUAGUCCAGAAGAAAAACGUCGUCGCCUCGAAGUUCAAUCCCGGGAAAGCAAGUGGCAUCAGUUCGUAGAUGGAGAGCUAAUUUUGAAGCAAGGUCUGGUUGACAAAAGGAAGGGACUGUUUCCACGACGUCGUAUGCUACUGCUCACCACAGGACCGCGCCUAUUUUACGUCGAUCCAGCCAACAUGGUGCUCAAGGGUGAGAUCCCUUGGUCACCCGAACUACGAGUCGAAGCCAAGAACUUCAGAAUAUUUUUAGUGCACACGCCAAACCGUACAUAUUACCUAGAAGACCCAGACUCGUAUGCUUUGGAGUGGGCAAGCGUUAUCGACGAAGUGCGCAUCGGUACAUAUGGACGGGACACGACUUAAACGACGGCGCGGCCGCAGCUCCGAGUCGCGCCCGCGCCGCCGCCGCGGCCCCCGGGCCCCGCGCCCGCUCCUCGUCCCUCAUGCGGCGAGUUCACACUUCUAGGUUACUUCUAGCCUUGAUUUAGAGCAUGGCAAAUUCCAAGCCGAAAGCUUUCGCGUCGAUGAUCGACCUCGUGCGUGUCCGUAAGUUCCGCAUCGGCCGGUGCGGGGCCGGCUCGCCUCGUGACGCCGCCGUCGCUGCCGAGCUCAGUGGCGUCGCCACGGAGCGUGCCGCGAGCUGCGGGCGGCGCUACAUAUGUUCAAAAAGCGCAUGAAGACACGCCCGCGCCGGCACCCGCACGCUCCGCAAGCCGGACGGCUACGAGACGACGACCGAUCGACUACUGCUCGAUCACUGUGGAUACUGAUUGACUGAUUCCUAUUAAUAAUAAUAUCCCGACUAUCUUAAAUUAUUGUAAUUUAAGUUCCUUAUUUAAUUGUGGAAUACCGACGAUGAUGUGUAAAUAUGUCUUAAAUUAUUAUUGCGAUUGCUUAGUAAUAGUUAAUUGUGGGGCGAUGUAACUUUUAUUGUAUACGGGCCUCUUGUAAGAAUGGACUUGUUAUUCACCACCUGCGUGUUCACGAAGCCCAUUCCGGUUGGUAACUAGGCAAUUUAUAGCUAAAUUUAAUAUUUAUUUUAUGUUUAAUUAUUUGCCAACGGAAUGUGACUGCUGUACAGUUAUAACCGUAGAAAAUUAUGAUUGGUAUGUUUCUAUAUUCUACUUCAACUAUUUAUCGGUGACAAUUGGAAAAUAUAGAUAAGAAUUAGCGAAGUUGUAUAUUUUAAAGGUAAUUGCUAAUUGUCACACACUAGUUGCUGUGGAAAUAGAAGCAGCUAUACGUAAGAAGGGUAGCUUCUUCAAUAGUUGAGAGUUAUGGCGAGCGAUCCGGCAGAGAUUGGCCACCUACUUUCACAACUCAGUUUGAGUAAAAUUAUGCUCCCUGGUAUCGAUGAACGCAUCGUCUGGGAGCUUCAAUGCUUUUUAAUGUGCAAGUUACUUGUGCUCUUUAUUCUAACAUAGCAAAGGUAUACGGAUAAUGCCACCAAAGGUGACAAUUACUGCUAUUUCAUUGCUUGGUAUUUAAUUGUCUAAAAUAUAUUAUUUUUGUUAAUUGCAGUUUGAUUAAGACAUUGGGAUUGCUUAAUGGAUAGUGACUAGUGCAAAUUUGUUUUUGUUUUGUGUUGUUCUGAACAGUGAUUUUAUGGCCAUAGCAAUUAAUAUUCAAUGUCAUGGCAAUUUAAGUUCUAAAAUUAUCAUUUAAUAAUAGCAGGUAUAAUAAAAUGCCUAAAACUUGCCUGUUAUAUUUAACAUUAGGGCUUAAUGGGAUUUAAUCCAUAGUUCAAUAUGAAACCCUCAUUUAGCAAAAUGUAGUUGAUAAGAUUUCACUAAGUAGCAUGAAGGACUUUUCUAUUCAUUUUGUAGUGUUUUAUGGGCGAUGAGUUACAACAUUAUAAAUUGGUCAGCGUAAAUUGGACUUUUCCAUGACAUUGUUAAUAAAUAAUUAAAACCUGCAUUUAAAAUUUAAUAACUGUUAACUAUUGUAAUUAUAUUUUACAACAUUUGUAUUGCGUAAAUUCCAUAAAGUAACAAAAUAAGAAAUUGAAAAUAAAUUGAAGUUGAUUUUUUAUGA
This is a messenger RNA of Helicoverpa zea (corn earworm), 3657 nucleotides long. It is a transcript of the gene Pdk1, whose product is annotated as 3-phosphoinositide-dependent protein kinase 1. NCBI's taxonomy places the organism in Eukaryota, Metazoa, Arthropoda, Insecta, Lepidoptera, Noctuidae. The transcript is spliced from 6 exons. The coding region runs from base 268 to 1986 and encodes 572 amino acids. Gene Ontology annotation, biological process: peptidyl-serine phosphorylation; intracellular signal transduction. The record is from RefSeq and is a predicted model, not a curated record. Gene Ontology annotation, molecular function: protein serine/threonine kinase activity; ATP binding.